AUGUCUUUCGCCUGCCCCCUCUGCAACGAUGAGUUCUCCGACCGCACGAGCCUGAACGAGCACACUGACGCGACAGGCCACUACCACCGAUGCGAGACCUGCUGGUCGCGCUUCCUGGACGAUAUGAGCCUAAACGAGCACGCGGAGGCCACUGGGCAUGGACUGCCGCCGCGCUACGAGUGCGAGACGUGCGAUGAGAUGUUUGCUUCUCCAAUCGAGGUGCAGGAGCAUAUGACAGCCAAACGCCACCACGCCUCCCAGACAGCAAAUAGGCUGAAGCGGCAACGUGACCGGCAGCGGCGGCAGGAAAAGCGGUUGGCAGCUCGGGAUGCUUGGAAGAAGAAGGAGGAGAGCACGUGGUCGUUGCCGCUGCGCCCACGGGAUCAGGGCAGGUGA
Molecule: messenger RNA, 396 nt
Organism: Saxophila tyrrhenica
Lineage: Eukaryota; Fungi; Ascomycota; Dothideomycetes; Mycosphaerellales; Extremaceae
Exons: 2
Coding region: 1-396 (131 amino acids)
Source: RefSeq, a predicted model, not a curated record